AUGACAGUAGGUACAUGGAAGUGGAAUACAAACGAUAGCACUUGUGGAAUCUGUCGAAAUGCUUUCGAAGCCUGUUGUCCAGAUUGCAAAAGUCCCGGUGACGAGUGUUCUAUCAUUCAGGGAACUUGCACCCACUUCUUCCAUAUGCAUUGCAUUUUCAACUGGCUACAUGCCCGUCAGAACGCCCCCACUUGUCCUCUUUGUCGUCAGGAUUGGAAAUUUGUUGAAUAA
Messenger RNA from Rodentolepis nana, 231 nucleotides. Lineage: Eukaryota; Metazoa; Platyhelminthes; Cestoda; Cyclophyllidea; Hymenolepididae. The record is from the annotation of a GenBank genome assembly.